Molecule: messenger RNA, 3800 nt
Organism: Oncorhynchus masou masou (cherry salmon)
Lineage: Eukaryota; Metazoa; Chordata; Actinopteri; Salmoniformes; Salmonidae
Gene: eif2ak2
Product: eukaryotic translation initiation factor 2-alpha kinase 2
Exons: 20
Coding region: 658-2835 (725 amino acids)
Biological process (GO): protein phosphorylation
Cellular component (GO): cytoplasm; nucleus
Molecular function (GO): eukaryotic translation initiation factor 2alpha kinase activity; ATP binding
Source: RefSeq, a predicted model, not a curated record
ACAAUGGGAGUUAUUGUCCACAACGCGGACCGGUGGACUGUUUAGCUCCCGCCUAUCCUUUCUUUGUAUUUUUAACGUCAACCGCCUGUAUUCAAUAGAGAGAGAGAGACGCUAUGCCACUCCUCAAUCCUGAAUAUGCAUAGCCGUCUCGAGACAAAUUCCGAUAUAGUGUUGCUUUUUUUCAAAGUUGCCGUGAUGUCACGUGUCCUACUUAAAUCAGUAACUCGUAACAAUUUAACCAUUGCAAAAUGUAUAUUCGAGCAAAUAAAUCUCACGCAGCAAAUAAGCCAUUACUUUCUUUGUUGACCAUAUUCGACACUCGCAUUGACCUCCAUAAAAAAAACUCACGUAACCUGCUGGAGACGGAUUUUCAUCCGAGUUGAGCAUCUCUCUUCCUUUCCCUCUGUAGAAACUUUUCCUCUCUUUUGAAGCACAAAACGAAAGUAAAGCGCGAUGACUGGACACUGACAGCAGUGCAGUCGCUAAGUGUUCAAACACUUGUGGGAACCAUCUACACCAAGGACUCUAACAAUAAAUGAUACAUAACUAUAAAACGUUCGAGAGCAUCCACACAUUCACCGAUCAAUCCACUGGUCAACGCAUCCUACUGCACGCUAAAAGGCCUAUUAAUAAAUCGAUUCAACAACAUUUUAAGCAAUGGAUUCCACAAACUAUAUCUCCAUGCUGAUGGAGUAUGCUCAGAGACAACGUCAGAUCUCUGACAUCAAGUUUGAGGAGGUUGGUACAGAAGGACCGGAUCACCUGAAAACCUUCACUCUGAGGGUGGUGAUUAAAGGCCAUGCCUAUCCUAACGGGGUUGGAAAGAACAAGAAAGAGGCCAAACAGAAUGCUGCUAAACAUGCUCUGGCUGGCAUGACAGAGAUGACAGAGCAGAAGGAUAAACAUGCUCUGGCUGGCGUGACGGAGACGACAGAGCAGAAGGAUGCAUUGGUUUCAUGUCCUCCGUCACCGGCUCUGUCUCCAGCCCCUCCUGUCCGAGCAGUUAUCUCCCAGCCCAACUACGUGUGCUGGCUGAAUGAACACAGCCAGAAGAACAAGCUGUCUCUAAAGGCUUUGGAGGAGACGCGUGUUGGACCCAACAACACCUCACAAUGCUGUAGGUAUGUGGUAGGUGAGAAAGAAUACCCAGAGGGCUUUGGGAACACGAAGAAGGAGGCUAAGGAGGAAGCAGCAAUGCAGGUCUAUCUGGAGUUAUGUGGCAGUAGUCAGACUACAGGGACUGUAGAUGAAAACUGCAAUGGCACCACUGGAAAACACAAGGAGGAAUUGAAUCCAAAGGUUGUGGUCUUCAGUGAGAAGGUUGAACACACGAACAUGAACCCAGAACAGAAUGUUCCAGAACGAUACAGCUUCAUUACAACGGAGGAGACCAACUUCAUAGGUAUACUCAACCACUACUGUCAGAAAACCAAACGGUUUCCUGACUUUAAACUGGUGGAGAAGAGCGGACCGUCACACGACCCUCAAUUUGUUUAUAAAGUAUUGAUUGACCAGAGAGAAUACCCAAAUGGUUUGGGUAAGACAGCCAAACAGGCCAAACAACAAGCUGCUCAGUUAGCAUGGUCUGCUCUUCAAGAACAGUCUGACUGGAACAGCCAGGUGUCUUGCAGAUCAACAGUUUCAGAAGAUGGAGGACUAUCCUCUCAAACCCCCUCCAGUACAUGGGAAUCCCAGGAUGCAACACCAUCAUCCAUGAGUAGGAGUGAGUCCAUCAUAUUCGCUGACUCCGUUAACGUCAGCUCCCCCAAGCAGGUUGAAAGCCCUGUAAAUGUGAAGCCUAAAAUAAGACUAGCAGCUAACUUCCUGAUGUCACCGUUCAAGACCAAACAGGAAGGUCCCGAUUUAAAAGGCAACAAUUUAGGAACCUUGUCAAGUGGAAGGACAUCCAACCAACCAAUUAAAUCUAGGUUUUUAUCAGAGUUUGAUUCAAUAGAGAAGAUUGGCAAAGGAGGCUUUGGCAGCGUUUAUAAGGCGCGACGGGAACUGGAGCAGAAGUAUUUUGCGGUGAAGAUAGUACUGAGUAAAGGGAAAGCUAAGCGGGAGGUUGGUGCCUUAGCAGAUCUUCAGCACCCCAACAUAGUACGCUACUACACCGCCUGGCUGGAGGACACCGCGUACCGAUGUGACAGCACCUCUGAGAGUGACACCACUUCAGAUUCAGGCAGCAGUUCGUCCUCUGAGUUCCUGUACAUCCAGAUGGAACUAUGUGACAAGAGGACUCUAAAAGUGUGGAUCGACGAGAGGAACGCUCAUCGGAAACCCAAACGCAGGGAGGAGAGUCUACACAUCACCCAGCAGAUAGUAAACGGAGUAGAAUACAUCCACUCCAAGAAACUCCUACACAGAGACCUAAAGCCUGCUAACAUCAUGUUUGGUAUGAGUGACGGAGAGGGGAAGGGAGAGGUAAAGAUCGGAGACUUUGGUCUGGUGACGGCAGAAGAUAACGACAACGAUGAGAACCUGCUGGAGAGAACGAAAAAGACAGGAACCAAGUCUUACAUGGCCCCUGAACAGAAGAACCAGACCUCCUACGACAGAAAGGUGGACAUCUUUGCUUUGGGUCUGAUCUACUUCGAACUGCUCUGGAACCUGUCUGGGAUGGAGAAAGCAGAGGUCUGGAAUGAUGUCAGAAGCCAGAGGUUUCCUCCCCAGUUCAACAUGCAGUUCCCCUUAGAGAACAAGGUGAUAGAGUCGAUGCUGUGUGCCAACCCAGAGGAUAGACCAGAUGCCAGGCAGCUGAAGACAAAACUGAAUGAGUGUUCUUGUGUUCUGACCAGAGAUCACAACCUCCAUCAAGACAACAGAACAGUCUAAAGACAGUCAGUGGAAUUCAUAAAGGCUCUCGGAAUAGUAUUCAUUGUGAUAUAAAAUGCACAACUGAUUCUAGAUCAGUUCUCUACUCUGAGAGCUAUGAAUGCAGGCCCUGAACAUCCAACAAAACAACAAAAUGAUCUGAUCCUAGAUCAAAACAAAUCAAAUCAAACUUUAUUUGUCACAUGCGUCGAAUACAGGUGUAGACCUUACCGUGAAAUGAUGUAUACAACAGGUGUAGACCUUACCGUGAAAUGAUGAAUACAAUAGGUGUAGAUCUCACAGUGAAAUGCUGAAUACAACAGGUGUAGAUCUCACAGUGAAAUGCUGAAUACAACAGGUGUAGUAGACCUUACAGUGAAAUGAUGUAUACAACAGGUGUAGUAGACCUCACAGUGAAAUACUGAAUACAACAGGUGUGUAGAUCUCACAGUGAAAUGCUGUAUACAACAGGUGUAGAUCUCACAGUGAAAUGCUGUAUACAACAGGUGUAGAUCUCACAGUGAAAUGCUGAAUACAAUAGGUGUAGUAGACCUCACAGUGAAAUGAUGUAUACAACAGGUGUAGUAGACCUCACAGUGAAAUACUGAAUACAACAGGUGUGUAGAUCUCACAGUGAAAUGCUGUAUACAACAGGUGUAGAUCUCACAGUGAAAUACUGAAUACAACAGGUGUAGUAGACCUCACAGUGAAAUGCUGAAUACAACAGGUGAAAUGCUGACUUUACAAGCCCUCAACCAACAAUGCAGUUCAAGCAAGUUAAGAAAAUAUUUUCCAAAUAAACUAAAGUAAAUAAUAAGAAAAAGUAACACAAUAAAAUAACAAUAACGAGACAAUAUGCAGGGGUUACUGGUACCGAGUCAAUGUGCGGGGUUACAGGUUAGCCCGAGGUCAUUUGUACAUGUAGGUAGGGGUAAAGUGACUAUGCAUAGAUAAUAAACAGAGCUAUCUGAAUUUCAACUGUAUUA